AUGGAUGGUGCUGAAUGGGCAAGAUGCAUGAAGGAGUUGAGAUGUGCAGACAAUGGUGUAAUUAAUAGAUGUGUAUUUGAUGCAGGGCACAAUGAAAAAUGUGUUGAUUUGAGCAAUACGAAGAAAAAUGUUCGGAAACUGCUGUUUAUAACAUCGAAUUCAUAUAAGCACACAGUUAUUCAGGAACUUCUCGGGAUUUCUGUAAUGCAAGUGGAGUUGGAGAUUGAAGAGAUUCAAGGCAGCAAGCAAGAGAUAGUUGCAGACAAACUGAGGAAGGUAUGCCAUCUUGUAGAUGAACGGAACAUUGUGAUCAUAGAAGACACCAGCAUUCACAUUGAUGGGCUGUAUGGGUUUCCAGGGCAGUAUGCAAAAGAUUUUCUUAGUAUUGGGAUAGACAAGGUGGUUGAUGUUACAAAGAAGGUUGGGGAUGGAUGCAGAUACUCGACAAUUAUUGGGCUCGCGUAUGCAAAUGGAGGAGAUGUUGUUAUGAAAGCAUUUGAUGGAGAGGUUGCAGGGCGAAUAGUGCUGAAGGAGGGUACUGAGCCAAGGCUGUUCAGGGAUGUGUUUGCUGCAGAAGAUGAAGAGUAUUGGGAUGUGCCUAACGGGCUAGAUGGCAUCAAGAUAGGGCGGUACAGGGCGGUGAGGAGGAUGCAGCAGUAUCUAAUGGAAAUGAAUAUCUGUGUGGCAGAGGAGGACAAAUGCGGUCUGAAAGCAAGCCCCUAA
Ordospora pajunii is the source of this 723-nucleotide messenger RNA. RefSeq lists its product as uncharacterized. NCBI's taxonomy places the organism in Eukaryota, Fungi, Microsporidia, Ordosporidae. The coding region runs from base 1 to 723 and encodes 240 amino acids. The record is from RefSeq and is a predicted model, not a curated record. Gene Ontology annotation, molecular function: nucleoside triphosphate diphosphatase activity. The transcript has a single exon. Gene Ontology annotation, biological process: nucleoside triphosphate catabolic process. Gene Ontology annotation, cellular component: cytoplasm.